Mauremys mutica (yellowpond turtle) is the source of this 1511-nucleotide messenger RNA. RefSeq names its product BPI fold containing family B member 4 (gene BPIFB4). The coding region runs from base 1 to 1266 and encodes 421 amino acids. The record is from RefSeq and is a predicted model, not a curated record. Gene Ontology annotation, molecular function: lipid binding. Lineage: Eukaryota; Metazoa; Chordata; Testudines; Geoemydidae. The transcript is spliced from 15 exons.
AUGCUUACGGAGAAUAUUCAGAACUGUCACAGGCUCGCUGAUACAAGGCAAUGCCCUCCAAGGCGCAAUCAGGGACGUGCCACUCGACAGUGGAGGUCCAGAUGCAGGUUGAGAAUUGUGGAACUAACACUCCCCAAAGUAUCUGUGAGACUCCUCCCAGGGAUUGGAGUCCGCCUGGACCUGUAUACUAGAGUAGCAAUCAAUGGUAAGAGCCUCCUAGGUUUGCUUGACAUUGCAGUGGAAGUGAACAUCACGUCGAAAGUCAGAUUGACCAUGGAUGGCACAGGCUACCCCAGGCUGGUGAUUGAGAGCUGCGAUACUCUUCUCGAUGGUAUUAAAAUCAGACUCCUUAGAGGCCUGCUCCCAAUUGUGGAUAAUUUAUUGGCGCGGGUCCUUAACAGACUGCUUCCCGAAUUGCUGUGCCCGGUGGUCGAUGUUGUCCUUGGCCUUGUCAAUGAUGAGCUGGGCCUCGUGAACUCCCUGGUGCCCCUGGGCGUACUGGGAAGCAUCCAGUACACUGUGUCCAGCCUUCCGCUAGUAACUGGCCAGUUCCUGGAAGUUGAUUUAAAUACUGUAGUUGGGCGGGUAGCAGGAGGCCUUGUUGACUACCCAUUGGGCAAACCGGAAGCUGUCCCCAUGCCACCAAUGCCACAGAUGGCAGACACCGCCUCCUCCCAGCUUGGACUCUCUAUAAACUUCCUUGGCUCUGUAAUCUCUCUCCUGCAGAAGCAAGGGGCACUUGAUAUAGAAAUCACUGAUGGAAUGUUUCCUGAGCUUCCUCCACUAACAACAUCAACCCUUGGAGCCCUGGUUCCCGCGGUUUACCAGAAGUUCUCUGAGCCCCAGCCACUGGUGCUGAAAGUUGCAGUGCCUGAAACUCCCAGGGUGACCUUGAAAAAAAAUCAAGGCUGGAUACAACUCACUGCUACCACGGAAGUGUUGGUUUCCCAGCCCAAUGAUGCCCACCAGACCCUGUGUGUUCUAAAUAUUGAUGCUGCUUUGUUGGCCCACUUUUCUGUUGAAGACAACAAACUGAAGAUCAGUGUCAGUCUUGACAAGACUCAUCUCUCCUUGGCUUCCUCCUCCAUCGGCAAAUUUGAUGUCUCGCUUUGGGAGUCGCUGGUUGGCAAGAUUUUUGAUGUUGCCUUCCUGCCAGCAGUGAACAGUGUGUUAGGAGGAGGCAUUCCUCUCCCCAGACUGAUGAACAUCGACUUUAGUAACGCUGAUAUUGAUGUCAUUGAAGAUCUUCUUGUGUUAUCAGCAUGAGUCAGUGAAGCCAGAUUGGAAGAGUCCCUUGCAUUAUACUUCUCCCACCUGAAAACAGACAGGCUCCGGCUUGAUUGCAGAGGCCUGAACAAUGUUUCUUUUCAUACCUGGAAUAUUGAAACAAGACCUUGGGCCUUUCCAAAAACCCAGUACCACCAGUUGCUACUUUGAUUAAAGCCUAGACUUAGUGGAAUCAACAUGUACCUGGUUUGCUUCAGAUAAUUAAUGUGUGGAAUAUUCUCUAC